Brassicogethes aeneus is the source of this 1806-nucleotide messenger RNA. The record is from the annotation of a GenBank genome assembly. Lineage: Eukaryota; Metazoa; Arthropoda; Insecta; Coleoptera; Nitidulidae.
AUGAGUGUAGCAGAGAGAAAAAAAAAAUCUCGAGAGAGGAUGAGACAGGAUGAGGAUAAAUGGAAAGAAGUUCAAGAAAAACAAAAAGUUUGGGAUGAAAGACGAAGAGAAAAAAGAAGACAAGAGCAUAAGGAAAGUCAGGAAAUAAGAGAAUCCUACAAGAAAAAAGAAAGGUUGCGUAAAAGAAAGCAGAGAGAAAAUAAAAAGUUAGCACAAGUACAAAAUUAUAACAAUUCAGGACUGGGGUCAUACAAGUGUUUAAAUACUUUAAAAAAAGCUGUAGUAAAAACGAAAAAGGCUCUGCCUCAGAGUCCUACCAAAAAAACAGCAGUUUUACAGCAAAUGUUCAAGGAGGUUAAUCUGCAAAUGCCUACAUUACUCCAGAAACCUGAUGAUAGAAGAAGUAACAAUGCUAUUACAGAUGAAGUAAAGAAGAAAGUUCAAGCUUUUUACGAAACAGAUGACAUUAGCCGUGCUUCUCCUAACAGGAAAGAUACAAUGUCAAUUAAAGAUUCGCAAUCAGGGGAACGUACUCAUGUAGCUAAAAGACACAUGACAAUGGCCGUCGCUGAAGCUUACUCAUUAUUCGUCACUGAUAACCCUGACGUUAAUCUUGGGAAGAGCAAAUUCUUUGAAUAUAGACCUUUACAUGUAAGACCAAUGAGUGACAUGCCACACAACGUUUGCGUUUGUAUUCAUCAUGCAAAUUAUAAUUUUCUAUUACAGGCUUUAAACAAGAUAGCGCCAAUAGUUCCAGGUUCUUCUACAGAAUUUUUAAAAGAAAUUACUUGCGAUAUAUCAAAUGAAAAAUGUAUAGCUGGCGAAUGUUCAAAAUGUUAUAAAAUUUCGGAUAUUCUUCCUCUAAAGUUGGAUACAACAAUGAAAGUGACAUGGAACCAGUGGAAAUCUGUUGAAAACAGGUUUCAGAUUGUGACUGCUACUGGAACUUUAAAAGAUCUUCUAGAAGAGCUUGACAGUAAAACACUCAAGUUCAAGUAUCAUGUCUUUACAAAAAAUGAACAAUCGAAAUACUUUAAGACAAAAAUUAAAGAAAGUACAGAGACAGAAAUAGUACUACAAAUUGAUUUUGCAGAAAAUUUCGCUAUUCUGAAUCAGGAUGAAAUUCAAUCUGCUUACUGGAGCCAUGGUCAAGUAACUUUGUUUACGGGAUGUGCAUGGGCCAGCCAAGGUCAAGAAAAACAUUCAUAUGUAAUCAUGAGCGACGAAUUAACCCACAAUAAAUAUUCUGUAUGGUUGUUUAUAAAAAAGAUUAUAGAUGAUUUAAAAUCUCGAUAUGGGAACCUCAAGAAAGUGAAUAUUUGCUCAGAUGGAUGUGCUGCACAGUUUAAAAAUCGAUUUACACUAUCGACACUAUGCUUUUCUGUACUGGACUGGGGCAUUGAAAUAAAUUGGAGUUUUUUUGCUUCUGGUCAUGGUAAAGGAGUAGUUGAUGGUAUUGGAGCAAUAGCAAAAAGGACUCUUUGGUCUGCUAUUAUGACAAGAAAAGCAGUAAUUAAAAAUAGCAGGGACUGCUACGAGUACUUAGUGUUAAAAGGUAUCAAUGGAUUCCAUAUUUUCUUUAUUGGUGCAGAUGAUAUUAAAGAACACCAAGCAAAUCUUGACAAAAGAUGGCAAAAUAUUAAAACAAUUCCACAUAUACAAAAACACCAUCAUUUUGAAGGUGAAGGAAAUACAUGUAUCGUUUAUACUCUGACAGCAACAUCUUCCGAAUACAAAAAGGUUUCAAUAAUCCAAGAAGAUAAAUUAAAUUACUCUGAAGUAUAUAACUCCAGUGAUAGUGAAUAG